AUGGAGCUGGCUCUGGGUGGAUGUAUUGGUGAUGUUUGGGAGGUGCUGGUACUGAGGAGGACAGGAGGACUCUACCUGCUGCUGCUCUGCUGGCUGCUGGCUGCUCACCCCACAGCGCGCGCCUCAGACACCUCCUCAUCUCCCUCCUCCUCCUCUUCCUCAUCGAGUCUCGGAGGUUUUGUGGAAUUCACUUUCACUCAGGAACCUCAGGACACGGUAACGGUUCGGGGGGGCGUGCUGCAGCUGGACUGCCAGGCGCAGUCUGACGCGGCGGCAGGACCUCCCACCAUCACAUGGCGUAAGGAUGGCGUGCUGGUGAGCGCGGUUGUGGACGAGCGGCGGCGGCAGCUGGCUAACGGCUCACUGCUGGUGCAGAACGUUGUGCACUCACGGCACCACCGGCCUGAUGAAGGCGGAUAUCAGUGCCUCGCCACAUUGGAUGGACUGGGGAGCAUUGUUAGCCGGGCUGCCAGGGUCACUGUGGCUGGUCCACUAAAGGUGGUCGUCCCCACCGAGUCGGUCUCCUCGUACCUUGGUGACACUGCCCUGCUGCGCUGUGAGGUCUCGGGCGACCCGUCGCCGGUCAUCCGCUGGCAGAAAAACCGGGAGGACCUCCCACUGGCCCUGGACUCGGAGUCCCGCCUGGCAGCACUGCCGUCUGGCUUGCUGCAGGUCAGCCGCGUCCAGCCGCCGGACUCUGCCACGUACCGCUGUCUGGCCGAUAACCCUGGCAGCACCAGGACAGGGACGGACGCCGAGCUCCGAGUGCUCCCAGAGCCUGGGGUGAGCAGGAACCUUCAGUUCCUCCAGCGUCCGUCCAGAGUAACCGCUCUGCUGGGAACCGAUGCCGUGCUGGAAUGCUCUGCCUCCGGAUAUCCGACUCCGAGCAUCCAGUGGAGGAGAGGAGAGGAGCUUAUUCAGAGCUGGAAUAAGAAAUACUCUCUGCUGGCGGGCAGUAAUCUGAUCAUCAGGAGUGUCACUGAUGAUGACUCUGGCAGUUACAGCUGUACAGCUACCAACAAGAACCACAACAUCACUGCACACACAGAGCUGAGUGUACUGGUGCCUCCUCAGUUCCUGAACUACCCAACCAACACUUUCGCCUAUGAGUCCACCGACAUCGAACUGGAGUGUGCUGUGACAGGAAGCCCACCACCGACCGUCCGCUGGAUGAAAAAUGGAGAGGAAGUCAUCCCUAGCGACUACUUCCAGAUAGUGGACGGCAGUAACCUUCAGAUUUUGGGUUUGGUGAAGUCAGAUGAAGGAUUUUAUCAGUGUGUAUCUGAAAACUCAGCCGGGAGCUCGCAGGCGAUGGCUCAGCUUCUGCUCCGAGAGCCAGUGUCCCCCAGCCCAGGCGUUGCCCUCCCCUCUUCCCCCCGCGACCUGGUCCCUGUCCUAGUGUCCAGCCGAUUUGUUCGACUCAGCUGGCGCCCCCCAGAGGAAACAGGAGGAGCUGUGCAGACCUAUGGAAUUUAUUACUCCCAAGAUGGAGUCGAGAGGGAGCGGUCAGUGAACGUGUCAGAGCCUGAGUCUUUGGAGCUGACAGUCUCCAACCUGAAACCAGAGGAGAGCUACAGCUUUAGAGUCAUCGCUUACAAUGAUGUGGGGCCAGGAGAGAGCUCUGCCCCCCUGAGGAUCACCACCAAACCUGACCUCCAGGUUCCCAGCAAGGUGGUGUCUCUCCAAGCUGAGGCUCUGUCACCCACCUCCAUCCAGGUGAGCUGGGAGCCUCCCAACCAACCGAACGGCCCCAUCCUGGGCUACAGACUGCUGUGGACCGAGAGCCCGUCUGGCAAGGAACAGAGUGUCGAGGUGACUGGACUCAGCUACAAGAUGGAUGGACUCAAUAAGUUCACAGAGUACACAGUUCGAGUUCUGGCAAUCAACCGCUACGGAGGAGGCACUGCCUCAGAGACCACCAGUGUCACGACCCAAUCAGAUGUACCCAGUGCUCCUCCUCAGAACAUCACCCUCGAGGUUGUCCUGUCCAGGAGCAUCAAGGUGUCAUGGCAGCCUCCUCCACGGAGCACCCAGAACGGCAUCAUCACUGCCUAUAAGAUCAAAUACAGGAAGACCGGUCGCCGUGGAGACCAAGAGGCCAUUGAACCCAACAACUUCUGGUACCUGUUCACAGGUCUAGAGAAGGGCAGUCAGUACAGUUUCCAGGUAUCAGCCAUGACUGCCAAUGGAACAGGCCCAGCCAGUGACUGGUACACCACUGAGACGCCAGAGAAUGACCUGGAUGAAAGUCAGGUGCCCGACCAGCCAAGCUCUCUGCACGUCAGGCCACUGCCCAAUAGCAUCAUCAUGUCCUGGACACCACCCCUCAGCCCAAACAUCCUAGUUCGAGGUUACAUCAUUGGCUACGGAGUUGGAAGUCCCUACGCCGAGACGGUCAGAGUGGACAGCAAGCAGAGAUACUACUCCAUUGAAAACCUAGAGCCAAGCUCGCACUAUGUGAUUUCUCUAAAGGCAUUCAACAAUGCCGGAGAGGGAGUUCCUCUGUAUGAGAGCGCUGUCACGCGAUCUCUGACAGACCCCAUAGACCCAUCUGAGGAUGACCUCUUCCACCUCCUUGAUAAGUACCCCACUCCCAUGCCAGACACCAGCACUCCCAUGAUCCCCCCGGUGGGGGUCCAAGCUGUGGCUCUGUCCUCGGACUCAGUCCGUGUCUCCUGGGCUGACAACUCCAUGACCAAGAACCAGAAGGCAUCUGAGGUCCGGUAUUACUCUGUCAAGUGGAAGACCAGCUACUCUACCAGUGGAAAAUACAAGUCUGCAGACACCACGGCACUGAGUCACACUGUCACUGGCCUGAAACCAAACACGAUGUAUGAGUUUGCUGUCAUGGUAACCAAAGGUCGCAAGUCUAGCACGUGGAGUAUGACAGCACAUGCCACAACAUAUGAAGCAGCUCCUAGCUCCGCCCCCAAAGAUUUGACUGUGAUCAGUCGUGAGGGACGACCCCGCGCCAUUUUAAUCAGCUGGCAACCACCAACGGAGGCUAACGGACGAAUCACAGGUUACAUCCUGUACUACACCCUGGAUAAGAACAUGCCAAUAGAUGACUGGAUGAUGGAGGCCAUUAGUGGUGACCGGCUGACCCAUCAGGUUGUGGAUCUGAACCUCGACACAGUUUAUUAUUUCAGGAUUCAGGCCAAGAACACCAAAGGGGUCGGCCCACUCUCUGAGCCUGUCCACUUCAAGACUGCCAAAGUGGAACAUCCAGACAAGAUGGCCAAUGAUCAAGGUCGAGGUGGAGACCACACCCACUGGCUGUCUGACACCAACAUGAUUGACAGGAGCAGUAUCGAUGAAUCUCCCAUCGGUCAGAUGCGUCCACCCCAUGGCAGCGCCACACCUCAAAAGAAUAGUAACCUCCUGGUCAUCAUCGUGGUUUCUGUUGGAGCCGUCACUGUGGUUGUGGUCGUUAUUGUGGCGCUUAUCUGUACCCGUCACUCCUCCGCUCAGCAGAGGAAGAAGCGAGCAAGCCACAGUGCCAGUAAGAGAAAGGGCAGCCAGAAGGACCUGCGACCUCCUGAUCUCUGGAUCCAUCACGAGGAGAUGGAGAUGAAGAGCAUGGAGAAAGCGCCCAGUGUUGCCCCAUCUGGACAUGAUUCGCCCAUCCAGUCCUGCCAGGACCUCCCCCAGGUCACACACAGCCAGUCAGAGAGCCAGAUGGGCAGCAAGAGCAGCCACUCAGGAGCUGAUGGUGAUGAGGCAUCCAGCAGUAUCUCCACUCUGGAGCGCUCGCUGGCUGCUCGGAGGGGAACACGAGGCAAAAUGAUGAUUCCAAUGGACUCACAGCCGAACAACACACCGGUGGUCAGUGCCAUCCCAGUGCCGGCUCUGGACUCUUCUCAGUAUACUGGUAUCCUGCCUUCACCCUCCUGUGGCUUCACUCACAACAAAUUCAGCCUGAGACCGAUGCCUUUCUCCAGCCUGACUGUGGACAGAGGAUACACACCAGCAAUGCCUUCAGACACCUCCACCAAUCCUCUCCUCCAGCAGCAGCCUCCACCCCAGCAGGCCCCACCCCUCCUACCCGGCUCCUCCGCUCAACCCGGGGAGCAUGUUUCCGCAGUUGGCCCAGUCCCAGGGGCCCCUGCUAGUGUUGCUGCUGCUGCAGCGGAGGAAGUCCAGGCUGGGAGUGGUCGGACCAUCCCGACAGCCUGUGUGCGGCCCACCCAUCCGCUACGAAGCUUCACCAAUCCGCUGUUGCCACCACCCAUGGGAACAAUCGACCCCAAGGUGUACACCUCCAUGAUGCCACAGUCCAGUGUGAGCCUUCCAAAGCCCCAGGUGAAGACUGCAUCUCUGGGUCAGGCCAGUAAGGCUCGCUCCCCUCUGUUGCCCGUCUCAGUUCCUACGGCGCCAGACUUACUGGAAGAGGGAGGAACGAAACCGGCUGAGGAUUCAGCUGCCAAUGUUUACGAGCAGGACGACCUUUCAGAGCAGAUGGCCAGUCUAGAAGGGCUGAUGAAGCAGCUCAAUGCCAUUACCGGCUCAGCCUUCUAA
Chelmon rostratus (copperband butterflyfish) is the source of this 4518-nucleotide messenger RNA. It is a transcript of the gene dcc, whose product is annotated as DCC netrin 1 receptor. Gene Ontology annotation, cellular component: membrane. The coding region runs from base 1 to 4518 and encodes 1505 amino acids. Gene Ontology annotation, molecular function: protein binding. NCBI's taxonomy places the organism in Eukaryota, Metazoa, Chordata, Actinopteri, Chaetodontiformes, Chaetodontidae. The record is from RefSeq and is a predicted model, not a curated record. The transcript is spliced from 29 exons. Gene Ontology annotation, biological process: cell-cell adhesion.